Aspergillus saccharolyticus JOP 1030-1 is the source of this 806-nucleotide messenger RNA. RefSeq lists its product as uncharacterized. The transcript is spliced from 4 exons. Bases 1 to 699 code for a protein of 232 amino acids. Lineage: Eukaryota; Fungi; Ascomycota; Eurotiomycetes; Eurotiales; Aspergillaceae. The record is from RefSeq and is a predicted model, not a curated record.
AUGUUCUCCAAGACUCUUUGCAAGUUUACGGUCUUGUUGGCCAUGUGCUUCCUCGCCUCUGUGACUUUGGCUGUUGAAGAAACCUUUGACAACACUGAGGUCAUGUUCAAUGCUGAGUCCUUCGUUGCUAUCCCUCUUGCCAAUGAUGAGCUCAACGCUCGCGAUAUCACCAUCAUCAAGACCAUUUGCGAGACUUCGACCUCGGUGAUUUCCACUACUGGCCCUGUGAACCCACCCGUGGCAGUCACCACCGGGCAGCCUUCGAGCCAGUCGGAGUCCCAGAUUGCGCCUCCCCCCCAGCUCACAAGUGUGACUGGCACUGCGGUGCAGCCUCCUGUGACUUCGAACCCCGAGGGAGCCUCUCCUACCUCUGCCCCUGGCACGACUGUGCAGUCUUCUGAGCAACCUCCCGUGCCCUUGACGACUGAGGCAGCUCCCAUCCCGAGCUCCAACACACAGGAGUCUUACAGUCUGCCUUACACCACCAGUGCUUCCCACUCGGCUUCAUCUGUUUCAUCUACUGUACACAGUGUCACUCACUCUACUACCACCCUGACUACCAGCACCUCUGGUACUUCCUCGGCUGCCAGUGGUACUAGCAGCACCGCGCCCCCUUCGAGUGCGGCCGCUGACCUCGGUGCUAUGCGUACUGCGUUGUGGGCCUUAGCGGCAACUUUUGCUAUCUUCGUCUGCAUCUAAGGGGUCCAUUGGACGCUCUAGUGCUAUUUUCAUCAGUGACUUAUGGGUGGGAGGACUUAGGAUCGGAGACCCAGUGUGACUGAACCUGCGUCCCCCUUGCUGUCGAG